Erigeron canadensis is the source of this 689-nucleotide messenger RNA. RefSeq names its product kirola-like. The record is from RefSeq and is a predicted model, not a curated record. The coding region runs from base 13 to 471 and encodes 152 amino acids. Lineage: Eukaryota; Viridiplantae; Streptophyta; Magnoliopsida; Asterales; Asteraceae. The transcript has 2 exons. Gene Ontology annotation, biological process: defense response.
ACAGAAAAACAGAUGACUAUAACAGGAACACUAGUUCAGGAAGUUGAUAUUAAAUGUCAUGGCAACUUGCUCCAUGAUAUUUACAAGCACAAACUACACGAGACCGCAAUCAUAUCCCCUGAUAAGGUUCGACGUUGUGAUUUAGUUACCGGCGAAUGGGGUGCUCCUGGAUCUGUCAUUUCUUGGGACUACAUCUAUGAUGGAAAAGUGAAUACUGUAAAAGAGGUCAUUGAAGCAGUUGAUGAUGACAACCACAAAAUUGUGUUCAAGGUGAUUGAAGGAGAGCUUUUGAAGGUGUAUAAUGCCUUCAUUCUGACUAUUCAUAUCAAAAACAGGGGCCAGAAACAGUUUGUUACCUGGACUCUCGAUUUCGAGAAGUUGAAUUCAAGCAUACCUGAUCCAAGUCCGUAUCUGGACUUGGUUUGUGCUUUCACCAAAGAUAUAGAUGCUUACAUUCUUAAGUUGGCAUGAUUAUAUGAUAGAAGAAAGGAAUGUGAUCUAGUGAUUGUAUACAAUAAAAUUAAAGGUGCCUAGCUAUGAUAUGAAUAUUGGCUGCUUUCACCAAAGAUAUAGAUACUUACAUCCUUAAGUUGGCAUGAUUAUAUGAUAAAAGAAAGGAAAUGUGAUCUAGUGAUUGUAUACAAUAAAAAGCUGCCUAUGCUAAUGAUAUUGGCUGCUCCUUGAUUAAA